ACGCACGCGCAGCCUGUGUUUAGUUUUUUCCAACCUGAUGAACUGUCUAGUGUCGCCGCGCUAGCAAGCUCGGUUAUUCUCAUUGUUUUGAGAGCGACAGCGGUGUUUUUCUUCUUCAUUUGUAUGCAUCUCUCCACGGGAAUACAAGGAAACGCCGCCACACACCGCUUGUCAACGAAGUCACCGCUUGAAGGUGCUCAAAUCUGCUGUGGGAACAGACCAGUGGGGACCAACAACAGUUCAAAGUGUUUGCUCAAUGCCCCCCUAGUCGGCAAGAAUAGCCUUUCCAGUCCCCACAUCACACCACAUCCAUGAGGACUGCGGCAGCCUUUCGCACCGGGUCAAGGGCUGCGACACCGCGACCCCUUUGUUCUCCCGUGGCAAAGAUCCGGCUGAAUUAACGGCGGUUUGUGAGAAGGACCAUCGCAUGUUGCAACGCACACCCCGGGUUCAGUCUGACGGGUUGUUUACGCGUUAAAAUGGCUGCUGAAAUGGCAUCUGGGAGAGAGGGGUCUUGAACCAAUGCAGUAAACGUUACGUUACCCAGCUGAGGGACACACUGUAAAUAAGCCCCGCGUGCUAAACGCGUUACGUGCACGGUCUUCAAACGAGCUAGCUACCUAAUUAGCUUCAGCCGAAUGGUCGUCUUUUUCGGUAGGUUAUCCCCAGAAGAGGAAGGGUGAAGGGAAUUCCUCCCACUCCCGAGUCUACGCGUGCGGUUAAACAAGCAGCCCCUUAAAAAAAAGAAAAAGAAACCUCUCCACUAACGUCACGUUUUAUUACUCCGCCGCGUUGCUUCGUAAACAGGCUCCGCUUAGCCUCAAUGCGAAUAUGCAGAAUAUUCAGCGAAUACGCAGGACUUGUUUGUUGUAACUGAGCCCGUCCGGAGCAGCCGCGGCUCUCUCUCUCUCUCUCUCCCCGAAAGCAGACGUCGAGGCCCCGGUCUUUUCCUCGGCUCGGUCGACCUGGCGAACAAAAUGCAUCCCGGGGGGAGAUGUACGACGGAAGUCUUUGUUUUUGGACCUAAACUCGCCACCCACGGCGAUCUGCGGGCUAUCAACAGAUACCUGGUGGUCUAUGUGUUGUUUUACUUCGUGCUGGCCACACACACCUCUCCGGCCAAACCGUGCGACAAGAACUGUCUCUCCGGAAAAUGUAUCAACGGAUCCUGCAUCUGUGACCGAGGAUGGGUCGGAGACCAGUGCCAGCACUGCCAAGGGAGGUUCAAGUUGACGGAGCCCUCAGGAUACCUCACCGAUGGUCCAAUCAACUACAAGUACAAAACAAAGUGCACCUGGCUCAUUGAGGGCUAUCCAAAUGCAGUUCUUCGGUUAAGAUUUAACCACUUUGCCACAGAAUGUAGUUGGGACCACAUGUACGUAUAUGACGGAGACUCGAUAUAUGCCCCCCUGGUUGCUGUGUUCAGCGGCCUCAUCGUGCCGGAGAUCAGAGGAAACGAGACGGUUCCUGAGGUGGAGACGACUUCAGGCUACGCACUACUACACUUUUUCAGCGAUGCUGCCUACAACCUCACAGGCUUUGAGAUAUUUUAUUCGAUCAACUCGUGCCCCAAUAACUGCUCUGGCCACGGGAAGUGCACCCCUGGUAACUCGGCCGCCAGCAGAGUGUACUGUGAAUGUGACAAGUACUGGAAAGGCGAGGCCUGUGACAUCCCUUACUGCAGGAACAACUGCGGCAGCCCCGACCACGGCUACUGCGACCUCACCGGGGAGAAGUUGUGCGUCUGCAAUGAAAGCUGGCAAGGUCCAGACUGCUCGCUCACUGUACCUUCAACCGAGUCCUUCUGGGUGCUACCAAGCGUCAAGCCCUUUGGCACGUCACUCGCCAGAGCUUCCCAGAAGGCCGUGGUUCAAGAAAAGGUCAUGUGGGUGGUGGGUGGAUACACCUUCAACUACAGCUCCUUCCAGAUGAUUCUCAACUACAACCUAGAGAGUGGCAUCUGGAACACAGUUCCCAUCAACAGUGGCCCUGUGCCAAGAUACGGCCACUCACUUGCUGCCUACCAGGAUGAUAUCUAUAUGUUUGGUGGGAAACUGGAGGCGGGCUGGGGUAAUGUGACAGACGAGCUGUGGGUGUUCAACAUACCCAGUCGGACGUGGCAGCGGAGAAACCCCGUGGUUGGCCCGCCGGCCCAGGCUCAGAUUUACGCUGUGGAGGGUCAUUUAGCCCACUGCGUUCCACUAGAGGAGGGCGAGGCCAUUAUGCUGGUCAUCUUUGGCUACUCUCCCAUCUACAGCUAUGUCAGCAACGUCCAGGAGUACAACCUGAGGUCCAACACGUGGCUGGUGCCCGAGACUACAGGCGCCGUUCCCCAGGGAGGUUACGGCCACAGCAGCACGUAUGACAGUGCCAGUGGUAGUGUGUAUGUUCAUGGAGGCUAUAAGGCGCUGCCUGCCAACAAAUAUGGCCUUGUUGAUGACCUCUACCGCUACGACGUUAACACACGGACAUGGUUCAUUCUGAGAGAGAGCGGCUUUCCACGGUACAUGCACUCAGCUGUGCUCCUGAGCGGCACCCUGCUCGUCUUUGGCGGCAACACGCACAACGACACAUCCCUCAGCAAUGGCGCCAAGUGUUUCUCCGCUGACUUCCUUGCCUACGACAUUGCUUGUGAUGAGUGGAGGGUCCUGCCGAAACCAGACCUGCACAGAGAUGUCAACCGCUUUGGUCACUCUGCUGUGGUCAGCAAUGGGUCCAUGUAUGUGUUUGGGGGCUUCUCCGGAGUGCUGCUCAACGAUGUGCUUGUUUACCGACCCCCCAGCUGCCAGGCCUUCUUGGCAGAGGAGGGGUGUGUAAAGGCUGGGCCAGGGGUCCGCUGCAUCUGGAGCAGAGGCCGCUGUCUCCCCUGGGAACCCAGCAUGGCGAACGGGAGCCUCAUUCCUGCCCCAUUCUGCCCCCCUAAAGCUGUCACAGUGGACGAGCGUUGCUACCGGUUCUCAGACUGCGCCAGCUGUACAGCCAACACCAACGGGUGCCAGUGGUGUGAUGACAAGAAGUGCAUCUCCGCCUCCAGCAACUGCACCUCAAACGUGAGCAACUUCACCGAGUGUCCAGUGCGGAACGAGCAGGUGUGCAGCAAGCUCGCCAACUGCAAGAGCUGCUCGCUGAAUCUCUACUGUCAGUGGGAUCAGAAUCAGUCAGAGUGCCACGCUUUGCCAGCCCAGCAGUGCAGUGAGGGAUGGAGCCAGGUGGGGGAAGCCUGCCUGAGGAUCAACUCCAGCCGCGAGAGUUAUGACAACGCCCAACACUACUGCAAAAACCUCAAUGGAAACAUCGCUUCACUCACCACCUCCAAACAGGUGGACUUUGUGAUCGAGGAACUGGAGAAGCUCCAGCGACAAGACACGCGGCUGUCUCCCUGGGUGGGCCUGAGAAAAAUCAACGUGUCGUACUGGGGUUGGGAGGACAUGUCUCCCUUCACCAACAGCAGCCUGCGCUGGCUACCUGGCGAGCCCAGCGACUCUGGUUUCUGUGCCUACCUGGAGGAGCCUCAGGUGUCAGGCCUGAGGGCCAAUCCAUGCACCGCCACUGCCCACGGCCUCAUCUGUGAAAAAGCUACCGGAAACCCCAAUCAGAGUACCCGUCCUGCCUGUAAGAAGCCUUGCUCGCUGCACACCAAUUGUGCCAACUGUACCAGCCAGGCCAUGGAGUGUAUGUGGUGUGGCAGUACGCAGCGCUGCGUCGACUCAACCGCCUAUGUCAUCUCUUUUCCCUAUGGCCAGUGCCUGGAGUGGCAGACUGGAGAUUGCGUGGCCCAGAACUGUUCAGGCCUGCGGACAUGUACCCAAUGCUUGGAGCAGCCAGAGUGCGGCUGGUGUGGAGACCCCAGCAACACAGGGAAGGGCCUCUGCACUGAGGGGUCUUACCGAGGGCCAAUGAAGAGACUGGCGAAGCAGGGCCAGCAGAUACAGUCCGGGGACAUGAUCCUGGAGCCGGGCAUCUGCCCCAAAGACAAGGGCUACGAGUGGGCCUUCAUUCACUGCCCUGCGUGCCAGUGUAAUGGCCACAGCACGUGUGUGAACGGCAGCGUGUGCGAACAGUGCCGUAACCUCACCACCGGUCCUCACUGCCAGACCUGCAUGCCUGGUUACCAUGGAGACCCGACCAAUGGCGGCAAAUGCCAGGCCUGUAAGUGUAAUGGUCAUGCAAGUGUGUGCCAGGUGUUAACUGGCAAGUGCUUCUGCACCACCAAGGGGAUCAAAGGAGACCAGUGCCAGCUAUGUGACUCAGAAAACCGUUACCUUGGCAAUCCACUCAGAGGAACCUGUUACUACAAUCUCCUGAUCGACUACCAAUUCACCUUCAGUCUCAUCCAAGAAGAUGAUAAUCACUACACUGCCAUCAACUUCAUGGCCUCACCUGAGCAGGCGAACAAGAACUUGGAUAUGUCCAUUAAUGCAUCCAACAACUUCAACCUCAACAUCACCUGGUCGGUGGGAUCAACAGCUGGAACCAUUUCUGGAGAGGAGGUGCCCAUCGUGUCCAAAACUAACAUCAAGGAAUACAGAGACAGUUUCUCCUGUGAGAAGUUCACCUUCAGGAGCAACCCAAAUAUUACCUUUUACGUCUACGUCAGUAACUUCUCAUGGCCCAUCAAGAUCCAGAUUGCCUUUUCCCAACACAACAGUAUCAUGGACCUGGUCCAGUUCUUUGUGACAUUUUUCAGUUGUUUUCUGUCACUCCUCCUGGUGGCUGCAGUGGUGUGGAAGAUCAAACAGACCUGCUGGGCAUCAAGGCGGAGAGAACAACUGAUGAGAGAGCGCCAGCAGAUGGCCAGUCGUCCAUUUGCCUCAGUUGCGGUUGCACUGGACACCAGAGGAGAAGAAACGGAGCUGCUGCAGCCUGCGGUUGAGGGUGCACCUAAACCGGUUGCGAUGGAGCCGUGUUCAGGAGGUAAAGCGGCCGUGUUGACUGUCCUCAUGCGUCUGCCCUCCGGACUCUCAGACUUACCUCCGCCGGGACAGUCAGGACUCAUCGUUGCGAGUGCGCUGAUAGACAUUUCACAGCAGAAACCAUCCGAUUUUAAGGAAAAGUGCCAGGGUUUGAAGAACCGAAAAGCCCUUUUUCCAGCACACCAAGGCACCUGCGUCUGAGACUCAACCCGUCAAUCCGUUUGGCUCCUUUUUUAUAUCACCUGAGGCCAUAAUGCUCCAAUAUGCAGCAGGUCCCAGUUGGAGGCCUUUCCAGAGACAAGACAUGGCGACUACGUGUAGAGGAUCACAUUUGGCUGCUACCACUUUUCACUGAAAGCGAACACAACCCUGCUUACCUUCUCCAUAAAUCCACUUCUGGUCACAUGGACACUUCUCCUCCACACACUCUCUCUUCCCGUCAGCGCGGGUAUUCAUCAUGGCAAACCUCGUCUGCGCUUGGAAGCAACCUGCCUGAUAAGUGACAUCAGAGACAGAUUAAUUAGGAGCAUCGGCACCGAUUGAAGCUUCAGUAGUGAACAUUUUGUGACACCUCAUCGUCCAUUUGCUCAGCACGAGGGAAAAGGCAAAGGUGUCUGCGCAUUAGGUUAGAUCAAAGUUUAACUGAUUUCCCUCGCAGCGUGUUGGAAAUACAAGAGAGGAUUUAAAAAUAUAUAUGUCUGGUAGAUAUCCAGCACAUGCUGCCUAUGGUUUUUUUUCUUUUUGCUUGCCAACAAGUGAUAUUCUAUGGUGCUAAAGCCUUUAGUUCUGAUGCGAAGCCUUUGCUGUAUGGACUGAAAUCGUUCUGCCUUUUAGUGGGGGAAGCUAUGCGCUGGGCCAGAACUCUUUUGUAACACCCCAUGACCACAUGAUCGUCUCUUGACAACGCGCGUAUUUUGCCAAUUACCGUUAAUGAUCUGUUUGAGCAUUUACUGUACAUACAUGUCAUAUCCACUCAGCUGAAGCUAAAGUCUGUAUUUUCUGUGGAUUCACAUACAAAUGCUGCAGAGGCACUGCAAUCACUACGAGCGGUUGUGUGGGGGAAGAAUGCGAACCGCAGGAGGCACGAACAAACAAAUCAUUAGUCAACAACCUAAAGCAUGGAAAAGUCCAAAUUCAUAGAUGCAUUUAUUAACAAACUGGAAGUAACAAAACAGCUCAGUUCUGGUGGAUUCUUUACUGUGGGUUUGUGAUCGUGUCAUUUUGCUGUGCAACUUGGACAUUUAGUUUUUCAACACGCUCUUUGGAUCUGUGUGUGGUGGAAAGACGACUAGCUAAAUAAAAUGACACCAGAGACAUCAUGCUCCUCUGGCUGUUUACUAGUUUGUUUUGUACGCUUUUUUUUUUUUUUUUUUUUUAAAGAGCCCUCUGACGCUAUGGCUUUGUUUUCAUCUUUGAGUACGAGGAGUUACGUUACCUUUUUUAAUGCCUUGGCUUUCCAUGGAAAGACAGGACGUGUUGAUAUGCAGAAUUUUAAAAAGCUGUCGACCAUUUUUAGCCCCCGACCUCCACCCUGAGCUGUACAGUGUCUGGUUGGAACAAAUGUGAGUCUUUGUCACUCUUAUCUCUCGAGAUUUCAUGUAUUUGUCAGGUUUUUAUGACUGAAUGGCAAGAGAUUAUCAUUUAUUUUAGGCCUUGUCACCUGUCGCUAUUAUAUCUAUGAAAAACUGUAAGUCUUUUGUUACACUUGUGAAAAGAGCAUUUCUGUUAAUAUUUUUUGUUUUGAUAUUUAUCAGAUUCCUGUGUAAUAGCAUUUAACUUGAUUUUAUUGUUGACCUAAAUCAGUGGUUUUAAUGUCAACACCUUUUGAAUUGUGCAUCUUUGCGGACUAUAUGGCCAUUGUCUUGCUUUUCGUUGCAAAGUGAUCGUUAUGAUGCAUUUCAUAUGGAUAGUAUGCCAGCUAACGUGUUAUUAUUUAGUUUUUGUAGAGUAAUCCUAUAACGGUGUCAUUACACAGGAAUCAGGGUCUCACUGUACCGUGAAAAAAAGAUAAUAAACUGCAUAUCAGUAAUCUUCAGUGUAUUUUAAAAGGUGGACAACUUGCCAGAAAAUAAAAUAAAAAAGACCUGAAAAUC
Molecule: messenger RNA, 7006 nt
Organism: Cyclopterus lumpus (lumpfish)
Lineage: Eukaryota; Metazoa; Chordata; Actinopteri; Perciformes; Cyclopteridae
Gene: atrnl1b
Product: attractin-like 1b
Exons: 29
Coding region: 978-5114 (1378 amino acids)
Cellular component (GO): Golgi apparatus
Molecular function (GO): protein binding
Source: RefSeq, a predicted model, not a curated record